Messenger RNA from Rosa chinensis, 1727 nucleotides. Its product is annotated as elongator complex protein 4. Gene Ontology annotation, biological process: tRNA wobble uridine modification. The record is from RefSeq and is a predicted model, not a curated record. The transcript is spliced from 11 exons. Lineage: Eukaryota; Viridiplantae; Streptophyta; Magnoliopsida; Rosales; Rosaceae. Gene Ontology annotation, cellular component: elongator holoenzyme complex; cytoplasm; transcription elongation factor complex. The coding region runs from base 505 to 1593 and encodes 362 amino acids.
UUUAUUUCGCAAGCGACAAAAUGAAUGAAUAGUCCUGGACCUUUUUGCCCUUCACUCUGUUUGCGCGUCUGCCAUUUGCCUGUAGCCUAAACCGGUGCUUCGCCGUUCUAUUGCGUCAGACUUCUCCAGCAUCAUCAUCAGACUCCUGUUCAAUCUUCAGCAUCAGAGAUCUUUCCAAUCAUCUUCUGCUCUUUGCAUCGGACUUCUAUUCGAACUUUAGCAUCUGUUCUUUUCUUUUAAUCUUGGUGACUGGAUUGGUUUUGGGUAGACGGAGAAGUUGGGGCCAGCAACAAUUGUCGUCUGUAGCUUCUGAUUCUAAUCACUGUUGAGUUGGAGCUCAAAAGUUGCAUAUAUUCAAGUCGUGAAGACCAAGUUUUGUAAACUCCUAGAGACAGAGGUAUGGGAGUUUAGGGAUUGUAUUCCAAGGGUAUCUGUUAAUCAGUAAAGAGCUCCAGGCUUUGAUUGGAAGCACUGACUGAGAGUUUGGAGAGUGUUUUGGCAGCCAUGGCUGCAACCAAGACUAGGACGAGUAGCUUCUCUCGCAGUUUUUCGGGUGCAAGCUCGCCUCAAAUCCCAGGACUCAAGCAUGGACCCAAUGGCACAAUGUUUGUUUCAUCUGGGAUUCCAGACCUUGACAAAAUUUUAGGUGGUGGUUUUGCUCUAGGAAGCCUAGUAAUGGUGAUGGAAGAUGCAGAAGCACCUCAUCAUAUGCUUUUACUUAGGAAUUUCAUGUCUCAAGGACUCGUUCACAACCAACCCCUUCUCUAUGCAAGCCCAGCCAAGGACCCAAGACAGUUUCUUGGUACUUUGCCUAGUCCAGCGGUACCCAAAGAUGAAAAGUCUAGUCAUCGAGACCCUGAUCAGGAGAAAGGGUUGAGGAUAGCUUGGCAAUACAAGAAGUAUUUUGGUGAAAAUCAGCAGGGUUUUGAUAGUCAAAAUGGGAAACAUGAGUUCAGCAACAACUUCGACUUGCGGAAGCCCUUGGAGAGGCAGUUUCUUACAGGCAAGCGAAUAGAUUGUGCUAGCAUUCUUGAUUCUCCAAAUCUUGUCACACUUUAUGAUCGUUGUGCUACAUUUUUAUCACAAUUUCCAAGAAGUGACAGCAACAUUUCUUGUGUUGGUCGUAUUGCUAUUCAAUCAUUCUGUGCUCCACAGUGUGGAUAUUCCAGCCUGGAAUGGGACAUGCUUUCCUUCCUUAGAUCUCUAAAAAGCAUGCUACGAUCUUCAAAUGCAGUUGCUGUUGUGACAUUUCCACCUAGUCUUCUUUCAUCAUCCUCCUCUACAAGAUGGCAGCACAUGGCAGACACCUUGCUGUCAGUUAAAGCAAUUCCAGAUGAGGACAAGGAAUUGGCAACACUCCUUACUGGUUACCAGGACAUGGUUGGCCUUCUUAAUGUGCAGAAAAUAGCGCAAAUUAACACACAGGUUCCUGUCAUUCUUGAUGCAACAACUUUCUCAAUAAAGCUGCAAAAGCGGAGGUUUUUGGUUUUAGAAUGUCUAAACCAGGCCCCUAUCGAUGGUUCUAGUGGGAGUUCAUAUGGCACUUCUGGUAGUUGUUCUGGGUCCUCUAAAACUGGAUAUCUUGAUUUUUAGUUCCUGACACUGUCAUAGUGGAGAAAUUCAGUCUUUAGAGUUAAAUCUAAAAGUCAGCCAUCGCUGCAGAUAACUUCAUUUGAUCAUUUCUGUUUGUACCAGAUACUAGUUUUCAGUUCUUAAUUUUUGUUUUU